AUGAGAUUUCUGGCUGCCCUGUCUUCGGCUGCCCUUAUGGCAAGCUUUACUUCAGCGCAGUCUACACUUUAUGAGCACACAUUGCUAUUUCCGCAGGCGAACUUUCAUGGUAGUGAUGGCACCGCUGCCACCACUAGUUGCACCACUUUGCCAGGUGACGCCCGGAUUGGAUCUAUCCGCAUUUCGGAGGAGGAGAUUUGCAGUUUGUAUCCAAAUAACUACUGUCAAGGCGAUGUUAAACAGGACAUCAAUGAGAAUGUGGCUCAAUUCCCGGACUCUGAAACCUGGAUUGGUGUUCUCUGUACUUUCGCAACUGAUGAAGAUAAUUAA
Aspergillus tubingensis is the source of this 330-nucleotide messenger RNA. RefSeq lists its product as uncharacterized. Lineage: Eukaryota; Fungi; Ascomycota; Eurotiomycetes; Eurotiales; Aspergillaceae. The transcript has 4 exons. Bases 1 to 330 code for a protein of 109 amino acids. The record is from RefSeq and is a predicted model, not a curated record.